GGCGGCGUCUUCGAGGUCCUUGCCACCAACGGCGACACCCAUCUCGGAGGCGAGGACUUCGACCAGCGCGUCAUGGACCACUUCAUCCGGCUCGUCAAGCGGAAGCACGGCGUCGACAUCUCCGGCGACGCGCGCGCUCUCGGCAAGCUUCGCCGCGAGUGCGAGCGCGCCAAGCGGGCGCUCAGCACCCAGCUCCAGGUCCGCGUGGAGGUCGAGUCGCUGGCCGACGGUGUCGACUUGUCGGAGCCGCUCACCCGGGCCCGCUUCGAGGAGCUCAACGCCGACCUCUUCCGCAAGGUCAUGGCGCCCGUGAAGAAGGCCAUGGCGGACGCCGGGCUGGCCAAGGGCGACGUCGACGAGGUGGUGCUGGUCGGCGGCAGCACCAGGAUCCCCAAGGUGCAGCAGCUCCUCCGCGACUACUUCGGCGGCAAGGAACCCCACAAGGGCGUCAACCCCGACGAGGCCGUGGCGUACGGCGCGGCGGUGCAGGGCGGCAUCGUGCGCGGCGACGCCAAGGAGGUUGUGGUGCUGGACGUGACUCCGCUGACGCUGGGCAUCGAGACUGCCGGCGGCGUGAUGACGAGCGUGAUCCCCCGGAACUCGCCGAUCCCGACCAAGAGGGCCAAGAUGUUCACCACGUACCAGGACAGGCAGACGACGGUGACCAUCACGGUGUUCGAGGGCGAGCGGAGCAUGACCAAGGACAACCGGCUGCUGGGCAAGUUCGACCUCACCGGGAUCGCGCCGGCGCCGAGGGGCACGCCGCAGAUCGAGGUGACGCUGGAGGUGGACGUGAACGGCAUCCUGCACGUGGGGGCGGCGGACAAGGGCACCGGCCGGUCGGAGAAGAUCGAGAUCAGCAGCGCCGGCCGCAGCAUCAGCCAGGAGGAGAUAGAGCGCAUGGUGCAAGAGGCGGAGGAGUUCGCCGAGGAGGACAGGAAGGUGAGGGACAAGGUGGACGCGCGGAACAAGCUGGAGGCGUACGUGUACAGCGCCCGGACGACGGCCGACGGCGAGCUGGGGGCCAAGAUGGACGCCGACGACAGGGAGAGGGUCAAGGAAGCGGCAAGGGAGGCCGGCGAGUGGCUAGAAGCUAACCCGGAGGCCGACAAUGACGACUACGCAGAGAAGCUCAAGGCAGAGAAGCUCAAGGAGCUGGAGGAUGUCUGCAGCCCCGCCUUUGCCGCUGCCUAGGGGAACGCCGGCGGUGGUCAUGACGAAAACGCUGAGGAGGACAACGACCACGACGAGCUUUAGAUUUUUACUACUAGGAGAUAGGAGAUUUAAUUUUUGUCUUACCUUAGUACUGGUGCAUAAGAUUAGACUUGAACUACGUACUUGCUGAUGAACGGCCAAGGUCAGAAAUCUUGUUGAUUGUUUGUGUGUUUGAUUAAUACAGUAUAAUAUACACGGUACAUUUGCUUAA
Messenger RNA from Triticum dicoccoides, 1426 nucleotides. RefSeq names its product heat shock 70 kDa protein BIP4-like. The transcript has a single exon. NCBI's taxonomy places the organism in Eukaryota, Viridiplantae, Streptophyta, Magnoliopsida, Poales, Poaceae. Bases 73 to 1194 code for a protein of 373 amino acids. The record is from RefSeq and is a predicted model, not a curated record. Gene Ontology annotation, molecular function: ATP-dependent protein folding chaperone; ATP binding.